Messenger RNA from Penicillium brasilianum, 1818 nucleotides. The record is from the annotation of a GenBank genome assembly. Lineage: Eukaryota; Fungi; Ascomycota; Eurotiomycetes; Eurotiales; Aspergillaceae.
AUGACCUCAUAUCCUCGAGUCCAAUCCUCGGUGUUGACAACUAACGGAUGCUUCUUUAGACGCUCUGCGUUGACUGAUUUCCUUGCUUCAAAUAAUAUCUCCGCCGCCCAGAUCCGCGAUGACUACGACCGACGAGUGGCAGAUAGCGCACGCCAGACUGCACAGGAAGAGCAAGAUGCCGACCUUGACAUGGAAGAGCCUGAAUACGAGCCAACUCCAGAACCGGACUCUCCUGAGGACAAGGCAAAGAAGCGCAAACGGCAACAAGCCAUCGAGAAGAUCAAGAAGAGCAAGGAAUUCGCCCGCCGCAAGGCUCGACGGACCGGAGAACCUGACGAUGACGACGAUGCCCUGGUCAAUGAGAUGAUGCACGAAAAACAACGACCGACUCCUGGACAACUGGACAAUUGCGAGGAUUGUGGCAAGCGUUUCACCGUCACGCCUUACAGCAAGACGGGUCCUAGUGGAGGCCUCCUGUGCGCAGACUGUUCCAAGAACCACAUCGGAAAGGACAAGAAGGCUCCGCCUAAAAAGCGUAGCUCUGGCAUUGGGCGGCGUCAGAAUCAAAGCGCUCUGCUGGAUGGGCUUGCUUCUCAGGGUGCGCAGAGUCUAUUAGAAACCUGCAUCAAGAAAGUCGCGGAAAACAUCUCCGACGUGGAAGAGUUUGGUGAUCUACCUCCACCAGUGAUGCAUCGCCUCAGCCAGAUUCUAGCCCGAAGACGAGCGAUCACUUCGACGACUUUGGAUCUUUUCCUGCGCCCACAGAACAAAGAGAUUAACAUCUAUGACUGCGCUAAACUCGGUACCGACGACUACCACAAGAUUCUUGCCACAAUGCCAAACCUAACCCGGCUCAACUUGCGAUUCGUGACCCCGAUGAAAGAUCGCAUUUUCCAAUACAUGAUGGAUCGGGAUAUGAACAUUCAAGACUUACACCUCGAUUCACCAAACUUGGUGACCGACGAAGUUUGGCGCCAGCUUUUCACUCGACUGGGUCCGCGCCUUCGGAGUCUGAAACUGUGGAAUCUCGACUCCGCAUUUGACGACGAGACCGCCGAGGUCAUGUCUCAACACUGCACUCAACUCCAGCGUCUGAAAUUGAAGCAUCUCAACAAGAUUGGUGACAAAGCGCUCGAGGCAAUCUCAACGAUGAAGAAUCUACAGCAUUUGUCACUCCAGCUCAGCCAGGAGACCACUCCCGAGCCUCUUCUGCGGAUUUUAACCGAGCUUGGUCCCAAUCUACGAUCUCUUUCCCUGGAGGAAUUCUAUUUUGCAGACGACAGAUUGCUUGAGCUUAUACGGGAGAAAUGCCGACAUUUGACCAAGCUUCGCCUCGCCAUAAACGCAGAGCUCACCGACAAGGCUUUCGCUAACCUCUUCCGCGGCUGGUCCAAUCCGCCCUUGACAUUCGCAGACUUCCACCGCGUACGUGACGUGGACAUGGCCAACCCCGGUGGCCCGCCCGAGCCCGUCGGCCUCGCAUCCGACGGCUUCAUUGCAUUGAUGGAACACUCGGGUGCCAGACUUCAAAGUCUGAAUAUUGCCUCGUGUCGCCACAUUUCAUAUGCAGCCUACGAAGAAGCCUUUGGCGAACACAAGCAAUACCCAGAGCUCAAGUAUCUGGAUAUUGCCUUUAACGGCGUUGUGGAUGACUACUUGGCACAGUGCAUCUUUCGAUGCUGUCCAGCCUUGACAAGACUCGUAGUCUUUGGUUGUUUCAAGAUUCGUGACAUUAAGAUUCCUCGGGGUCUCGCGGUGAUUGGUACAGUAGGUGCCAAGCUCACAAUUGAUGGAAUCACACAGAAGGAGCUGGUCUAG